AUGGAAGACCCAAUCGCCCAAGAUCAUCAGCCCCUCAAGCCCAAAGGACGCAAGAAAUCCAAGAAGGCCAAAAAGAAGGCGCCUCUUCCCAGCAUUGUCCUCCAGCACGGUUUGACACUAGACAUGGAGAGCAGCGGUGCCGGACAUCCUGACCCUCCGUGCACUUCCCCACCUACGUAUACGUCUACCCCAGGCCCGGUUACAAGCCUCACUAUUGAUGAAGCAGGCCAAAGGCCUAUCUCCCCUACGGCUCAAUCGAUCUCCUCCAUUGACGCUCCUUUGGCCGAUCGACGGAAGCAACCGUCACGUGGAAAUAAGAAAGCCAAACCCAAGACUGCAAUUAUGGUUAUGGAGGAGCCCCUGCGCCGAGAAUGGGCCGACGACCAGCCGCCAGAAGAGGCAAGGCCCAACGGUGCACAUGUACCGCCAUACGGAAGUGAUGCAGCAGGUGGCGGGCAAAGGUCUGCACAUGGGGACUUGCACGGGGAGCUUUUAGGCAGAGAUGGUCUGGAAAUCCAAGAGCAGGAACGAGACGAGACCAACGGCGUCAUUGUUAACGGUGCUGAAAAAACAGGAGUAGGCGUGGUAGAGAGGGCUAUUAUGCUGGUUGAAGAAGAUAGAGAGAGCGUACCCACGCCAGUGCAGCAAAUCGAGUCGGUAUUUCAGAAAUUAUCGGAGACUGGGCUGAACGUAUUCGAUACCCAGAAAGCACCUUCUGGCGAGGCUCUCGGAUUAUUUACCGAGGAUACCGCAGUGGAAACUCCCAACGACAUUAAGAAGAAGGAAAAGAAGGUCAAAAAUAAGGAGAAGAAGAAGAAGGCCAAAACACUAGUUACCAGUCUAGAGGAAGCUGGCAUGCCUCAGCUGCCAACGAAUGAUGCCGAAGUUAAGAAAGAGAGCGAAACACCUCUCAGACAGAGAGAGCCAUCAGCAAAAAAGGAUAUGCGCAUCAAGCUAGACGUGGACCUUGAAAUAGAACUUUUGUCCAAAAUGAAAGUUAAGGGAGAGAUUAUGGUUACGUUUCUCUAA
Messenger RNA from Ophidiomyces ophidiicola, 1029 nucleotides. RefSeq lists its product as uncharacterized. The transcript has a single exon. The coding region runs from base 1 to 1029 and encodes 342 amino acids. The record is from RefSeq and is a predicted model, not a curated record. Lineage: Eukaryota; Fungi; Ascomycota; Eurotiomycetes; Onygenales; Onygenaceae.